GCGAGAUACCACAACAUAACCGGAGAUGUACUCAUGGGGGCGGGAGUGGUGGCGUACCUGGGAGCCUUCACGGUCGACUACAGGUCGGUUGUUACUGCGGAAUGGCACAAACUUACAAUGGAACUGAAUGUUCCAUGCUCGACGACUUUCAAGAUCGCCGAUACCCUAGGAGACCCCGUGAAGAUUCGCGAGUGGAACAUCGCAGGGCUGCCCGUCGAUAGCUUCUCCACCGACAACGGCAUCAUUGCCACCAACUCAAAUCGUUGGGCUCUUUGCAUCGAUCCACAAGGUCAGGCAAAUAAGUGGAUUAAGAACAUGGAGAAAGACCACGAUCUGCAUGUGAUAAAGAUGACAGACGGUAACUAUGUUAGAACCCUGGAAAACGCUAUCCAAUUCGGCUGGUCUGUGCUCCUUGAGAAUGUCGGUGAAACCCUCGACCCUGUGAUGGAACCCAUCCUCCAGAAACUCGUUUUCCGCCAGAGCGGCAGUGAUUACAUUCGUCUGGGUGAUGAAGUUCUGGAGUACAACAACGACUUCAAGCUAUUCAUCACUACGCGUCUUCGGAACCCCCACUACGUGCCGGAGAUUUCCGUCAAAGUGUGUCUGAUUAAUUUCAUGAUAACCCCCAUGGGCCUCACUGACCAACUGCUCGGAAUCGUCGCGGCCAUGGAGAAACCGGAGCUGGAGGCGAAAAAGAAUCAGCUGAUCAUCGAGUCUGCUGAAAACAAACGGACUUUGAAGGACCUCGAGGACAAGAUUCUGGAAGUGCUCAGUUCCUCCGAGGGAAACAUCCUGGAGGACGAGACAGCAAUCAGCAUCCUCUCCUCGUCCAAGACUCUUUCUCAGGAGAUCACAGAGAAACAAGCUGUUGCUGAGAAGACCCAGGUGGAGAUUGACUCCACACGAAGUGGGUACAUUCCAGUGGCUAGCCAUGGAGCUAUCCUUUUCUUCUGCAUCGCUGACCUUGGUAACAUCGAUCCAAUGUACCAGUACUCGCUCACGUGGUUCGUGAACCUCUAUAUAAUGUCAAUCAAAUCAAGUGAGCCAUCAGACGACCUAGCGACUCGAGUGAAGAAUUUGAAUGACAAUUUCACGAAGGUUAUCUACCGCAACGUCUGCCGGUCGCUGUUUGAGGGUGCCAAACUUCUCUUCCCACUGACCAUGUGUGUGGCCUUGCUCAAAUCAAGGUAG
Molecule: messenger RNA, 1191 nt
Organism: Mesocestoides corti
Lineage: Eukaryota; Metazoa; Platyhelminthes; Cestoda; Cyclophyllidea; Mesocestoididae
Source: the annotation of a GenBank genome assembly